Humulus lupulus (European hop) is the source of this 922-nucleotide messenger RNA. RefSeq lists its product as uncharacterized. The transcript is spliced from 3 exons. NCBI's taxonomy places the organism in Eukaryota, Viridiplantae, Streptophyta, Magnoliopsida, Rosales, Cannabaceae. Bases 65 to 802 code for a protein of 245 amino acids. The record is from RefSeq and is a predicted model, not a curated record.
UCUCAACACACACUAAGUGUGGUGGGGAAUGAAAGAAAGAAAAAAGGAAGCAUAAAGUUCAAGUAUGGACCAGCUAGAACAACACACCAAAUCAGAUCCCCUACAAGAAUAUACAGGCUUUUUAUCGACCGAGUCUCUGGACUAUUUCAGCUAUAAUGACAAGGAAAUUUCUUGCCCUGAUGACUCUGUGGUAACCAAGACACAUCAUCUUUCUAUGAAGGUGAAGGAGAACCAAUUAUUGGCGAGGAAUUGGAAAGAAGAUGAUGAAGAGAUCAUAAAAAUUCGGCACGAGCUGGAGUUGGAUGUGGAGAGAGACUUGGAAGAAGAAAUUAAGGAUGGAAUUUACCAUCUCGCUCUCCGUUUGCAUAGGCUUCAUCAGCACCGAAAGGAGAGGACUAAAAGAGAAUCAGAAAAUAAUAUUGGAGGGAGAUUUGCAAAGGAAGAGACAUAUUCCGAGGUGAAUAUUAACAUAAAAAUGGAAGGAGGGACCAAGAUCGAAAUAAAAGAGACUAAGAAAAAUGACAAUAAGAUUACAACAAGGCCUACAAGUAUUUCAUUUAAUAACAAUAGUUCAAGAACAUCAUCGUCAUUAGUAUCAAAGAAAGCAAAAACGAUUGAUUGGGUUAAUAGUCUCCGCUCAGGUUCUGGUCCGGUCAUCAUGACUAAGAAAAUACAUGGAAACCAAGCUAGUAUGAUCAGUAGCGACGGUGGCGGCUACGGCGGUCCCCGCCACCGGCUGCAAAGAGGGGCAAUCAGCGUGAAUAACGACCAAGAACUACUGGAUUUGGGUUGGAAAUUUUAAGGUUAAGUUUAUAUAUAUACUAGUUAUUAGCAAUUGCCAUGCAAGUUUGUUAAUUUAUUAAAUUUGUAAUAUUGUAAUAUAAAUUUUAAAUAAAUAAAUAAAUAAAUAAUAUUAUAUAUA